CGAGAGCGCCCGGGCAAAGCGGCGCGGCAGACUACCGUGUCUCGGGGACUACAAGCUCCUCCAGUUCCUGUUUCCGCCGCAGCCUUUUCCUACCCGAAUUUAGACGAAAACAUCGCUGCGUCAGAUUCCAACUUCAGCCAGCCCCCCCAUGGUCGGAGCGCGCGGAGCGCCGGGGUGUCAUGUCCAGGACGUAGCUCAAUAGAUGGAGUCCCACGGGACGAAUCACAAGAGGUGAGGCAGCGAUCUGGACCGGCGUGGAGUGCAGGGAGCCGAGCGGACAGGCGAGACACCAGCCCCGGGGGGGGGGGGGUUUCCAGCGUGCGUCCCGGGAACAAAGCCCAGAGCCCUCCGGCGCCGGGAGCUAACUCCUUGGGUAGACUGAGGCGGAGCGGCGAGAGGUGCGCGGGUCGUCACAGCCCCAGGCCGGCAUGCUCGCCAUGCUUUAGCACGGCGAGGACGGAGGACUGAUCGAACAACCAAAGAAACGCCCACCACCACCACCACCACCACCCUGCACACCGCCUCAUUGCACCUGCGGCUCACUCGUGUACCAGACCAGCAAAACCAAAACAAUGCCCUUGCCGAGGGUGGCGCUGUGGCAGCUGUUGUGACGGAGCAGAGAGCGCGCGUGCACGUGCGGCGGCGGCGGCGGCGGCGGCGGCGGGGCAGCUGUGGUGGCCGGGCGGGCGGACUGACAGGCUUUCGGGUGGGGCGCUUGCUGAACCAUGCGGCCCUGGGCGGGUUCAUGGCGCUGGAUUACCCUGGUGCUGCUGGCCUGGGGAACCUUGCUCUUCUACAUCGGGGGCCACUUGGUGAGGGACAGCGAGCACCCGGAGCGCUCCAGCCGAGAGCUCUCCAAGAUCCUGGCCAAGCUGGAGCGGCUCAAGCAGCAGAAUGAAGACCUGCGGCGCAUGGCCGAGUCUCUCAGGAUACCAGAGGGCCAGGUGGAGGCGGGGUCCCUGGCCGCAGGGAGGCUGCGCUCCCUGGAGGACCAGCUCACCAAAGCCAAGCAAAAGAUCCACAGCUUUCAGAGACUCACCGGAGAUGGUCCCGGGCCCACUCAGGAGGAGUUGCGGAGGAGGGUGGAGAACGGCGUCAAAGAGCUGUGGUACUUUGUCCGCAGCGAGGUGAAGAAGCUGGCCAACGUGGAGGCCAGCGAGAGGCAGAAGUAUGCCGACACGUUGCUUCAGGACCUGGGACACCAGGAGAGAUCCAUCAUGACAGACCUGUACUACCUCAGCCAGGCUGAUGGAGUGGGCGAGUGGAGGAUAAAGGAGGCCAAGGAGCUUUCUGCCUUGGUCCAGAACCGAAUCACCUACCUACAGAACCCCCCAGACUGCAGCAAGGCACGGAAGUUGGUGUGCAACAUCAAUAAGGGCUGCGGUUAUGGCUGCCAGCUGCACCACGUGGUCUACUGUUUCAUGAUCGCGUACGGCACCCAGCGCACCCUCAUCCUCGAGUCCCACAACUGGCGCUACGCCACCGGCGGCUGGGAGACCGUCUUCCUGCCCGUCAGCAACACCUGCAUGGACCGCACCGGCGCCACGACUGGCCACUGGUCAGGUGAGGCCCAUGAUAAGGACAUCCAGGUGGUGGAGCUGCCCAUAGUGGACAGCCUACACCCGCGGCCCCCUUACCUGCCCCUAGCCAUUCCUGAAGACCUGGCCCAGCGUCUGCACCGGCUCCACGGGGACCCUUCCGUCUGGUGGGUGUCCCAGUUUGUCAAGUACCUGGUGCGUCCUCAGGCCUGGCUGGAGAAGGAGAUCCAGCAGACCACCGCCAAACUGGGAUUCAAACACCCCAUCAUCGGCGUCCAUGUGAGGAGGACAGACAAGGUGGGGACAGAGGCUGCCUUCCACCCCAUAGAGGAGUACAUGAUGCACGUGGAGGAGCAGUUCCAGCACCUGGCCAGACACGUCCACGUGGACAAGAAACGCGUCUACCUGGCCACCGACGACCCUUCCCUUCUGCAGGAGGCCAAAACCAAGUAUCCAGACUAUGAGUUCAUCAGCGAUAACUCCAUCUCCUGGUCAGCGGGCCUGCACAACCGUUACACGGAGAACUCACUGAGAGGGGUCAUUCUGGAUAUCCAUUUCCUGUCACAGACGGACUUCCUGGUCUGUACCUUCUCCUCACAGGUGUGCCGUGUGGCCUACGAGAUCAUGCAGACGCUCCACCCGGACGCCUCCUCCUACUUCUACUCCCUGGAUGACAUCUACUACUUCGGAGGUCAAAACGCCCACAACCAGAUCGCCGUCUACCCCCACCAGCCGCGCAACAGCGAGGACAUACCGCUGGAGCCCGGCGACGUGAUCGGCGUGGCCGGCAACCACUGGGACGGCUACUCCAAGGGGGUCAACCGCAAACUGGGCCGCACCGGCCUCUACCCCUCCUACAAGGUCAAGGAGAAGAUCGAGACGGUGAAGUAUCCCACCUACCCCGAGGCGGAUAAACUGCUCAGCUCUCGAAAGAAGUAAAAAGGAGGAGUUGUGAACGAUAACCGGGGGGGGGGGGGGAGCGAGAACAAACGAGGACCCCCCCCCCCAAAUAAAUAAAUAAAUAAAUAAAUGAAUACAAUUAAAAAUAAAAAUUUUCAAAAAAGCAAAGAGAGCGACUGAGGAGAGAACACACGGACUCCGAAUUCAGGGAAGGAGGCUGCUUUUGUACAGAACAGAGAGCUUACUUAGCGUGCUAAGCUAAGAAGAAGAGACACUAAGCCUGCACCCAGGGUGAAAGGAAUGAGGAUGCACUGCGUGUGCGUGCGUGUGUGGUGCGCGUGCGUGCGUGUGUGUGCGUGUGUGUGCCUGCGUAACCUUUGUGAGCGUAUUGGUAUGCGUGAGCUUAUGUACGUGCCUGUGCGUAUGUCAGGUCACGGAAGACUUGCACCCCACCAACUGCCCCUUACUACAACCCGCCCCCCCGCCUCCGCCCCCCCACCUCCGCCCCCGGCCCGGCGUCGAAAGCCUCGGGUUUGUAGAGAUG
Molecule: messenger RNA, 2982 nt
Organism: Lampris incognitus (smalleye Pacific opah)
Lineage: Eukaryota; Metazoa; Chordata; Actinopteri; Lampriformes; Lampridae
Gene: fut8b
Product: fucosyltransferase 8b (alpha (1,6) fucosyltransferase)
Exons: 10
Coding region: 726-2477 (583 amino acids)
Biological process (GO): protein N-linked glycosylation
Cellular component (GO): Golgi cisterna membrane
Molecular function (GO): protein binding; glycoprotein 6-alpha-L-fucosyltransferase activity
Source: RefSeq, a predicted model, not a curated record